AUGGUCGAAACAAACAAAAUCAAAACAACAACAAUAACAACAACUAUACUCAUUUUCCUCAUCCUAGCUCUUCUUCCUCUUCCUCCGCCUAUACUUCUACCUAUUCUUCUUCUUCGUCACCUUCUUCUCCACCUCCUUCCCGUCGCCCCACGCGUUGUCACCAGACUGGCAGGGUGAGUCCGCUCACUCUGGCAGACUGGGAUGUUCGUUCCCCUUUAAACAAUCCGAGGUCCAACCGACCGGAGCGGAGGACAGCUCUAGUGGCACGAGAACUGGCGCGCUACAAGGUGGACAUCGCCGCACUCAGCGAGACCCGAUUCUCCGAACAGGGACAACUGGAAGAGGUGGAUGCCGGUUACACCUUCUACUGGAGUGGUCGGCCCAGGGCAGAGCGAUGA
Molecule: messenger RNA, 398 nt
Organism: Spirometra erinaceieuropaei
Lineage: Eukaryota; Metazoa; Platyhelminthes; Cestoda; Diphyllobothriidea; Diphyllobothriidae
Source: the annotation of a GenBank genome assembly